Molecule: messenger RNA, 1833 nt
Organism: Saccostrea echinata
Lineage: Eukaryota; Metazoa; Mollusca; Bivalvia; Ostreida; Ostreidae
Exons: 6
Coding region: 126-1073 (315 amino acids)
Source: RefSeq, a predicted model, not a curated record
CGUCUGCUUAUCAGUCAGUUGUGCCUGCGAUCUCGCGCGUCACUUCGCGCUCUCUUCAUCCUCCCAUAUGAUAGUUACAUUUUCUUGAGUUUCCUAACUGUGGAAAAGUGAGACUGCUGGUGGGAAUGUUUGUCAAAAUGAGGACCCUGAUCCCCGGACUUUUCUCUUUCAUAUACUUAAAUGAAUUUAUGAGAGUUUGUGGAACGCUAACAACUUUAGAGCAAGUGACAGGCAUGAUGGGAGAAAUGGUCACUAUAGAGUGUGACUAUGUCAACCCUCCUGGCCGGAAGUGGUACGUCAUCCAAUGGAAGAGGAGAAACAAUGGAACAGAACCAAAAACCAUCGUCACGCUACAAAACAACUUCCUGACAGAGGACACAAAGCCAUUAGGAGCAUCAUGGAACGAUGACCUUGACCCAGGUUUUCGCAGCCGAGCAAGGACGAAUAUUCGACAGGAUGAGAACGGUUUGAAGUUUAACCUUGAGAUCUACAACUUCGGCUGUGAUGACAGAGGACUAUAUUCAUGUGAAAUGAUUGGGGAUAACUCUGCCACAUCAUUGACAAAGCUCGUUCUUAAGGCCAGACCCGGGACACCUGUCAUCAACAAUGACGUCAUUAUCGUGGACGAGAACACCACAUGCGAGUUAGAAUGUGAAGUUUUGGCGGGGCUUCCCCCAGUCAGUCUAGUUUGGCUCAUCUCCACCCCCGACAGUUCCAAGUAUGAGCCAAUGGAUAAUCUCCCAAACCAAAUCGUCAAGCAGGGGACUGAUUGCCGACCCAGGGUAAUUCAGCAUGUGCAACUGAUGAUUACUAAGGAAAACAGUGGUUCCAUGUUUAGAUGUCAGGUUGAAAACAGCAUUUCUGAUAUCAUCUCUGAAGAUCUGUAUGACGAAGUUCAAGUCAAAAUACCGGACCCCAUUCUUCCAUCUUCUCCUGCCUACACUCUGGCUUGUGCAGACGAAGAAUGCCUAUCAGACGGGCCAAUAUUAGACAAUAAACAUAACAGUGCAGCUAUUUUGUUUACGUCAAUUAUUCCAUCCAUUGUCUCCGUGUUCAUUUGCAUAAUUUUAUGACGUCAUGUGCACCGUAAGCUCACAAUAACGAAAUUCCAAGGAAGUCGUUCUAUGCACAGGCAAGUGCCAUUGGAUGCCUGUGAGGAACGAUAUUUAACUCUCAGAAAUCCAGAAACUCAGUUCAUUAAGAAUGUAUUUAUUUUUGCGUGCAUGGUUUGAAAGAGUGUGUGACUUGUUUAAAUUAAAGAAAUUACAUUGUGUCGUAGUUGAUCUCAACAAAUCCACUACAAAUCACGAAUAUUACUUGUUUGUUCAUAUGUAUUUUUUGCAAGAUGCAUUGUUCAUAAACUUAACUGCAGCAAUCUCUAUCAUCAUCAUUAUGAAUGCCUGGAUGUCGUAGUUAGUUUUACCGAGUGCUUCACUAACGUUGUAAAUGUUUUUGUGAUUACCUAUGCUAGUAUGACUGAAGAAUGUAGAUAACAUGCAUUUGAAUAGUAACAUCUGGAGGGAUCACAAAUGUUAUGUAAUUUCUAAAUAUAUUUCACAAUGGUUGAAAAAAAACACGAUAUGUUUUACUAGUAAGUCCCGGUGUUUAUUUCUUACUCAAGGGAUUAGAAUGAAUUCUGUAGUGUUUUGGAAUCUCAUUAUUGCCAUUUUUUUUAUUACCCAUUCCAAAAAGGUAGCACUUCAGCGUUUUAUCAAUUUAAUACUCAGUGGAUUGCAAUGGAUGAACCGAUUUUAUAUUCUUAGAUUUUAUAUGAAAUGAAGUUGACAAUUCUUGUAUAAAAAUUGAUUAAGAAAAUAAAUAUGAAGAAAUUGA